Salvia miltiorrhiza (redroot sage) is the source of this 1273-nucleotide messenger RNA. RefSeq lists its product as uncharacterized. Lineage: Eukaryota; Viridiplantae; Streptophyta; Magnoliopsida; Lamiales; Lamiaceae. Bases 137 to 688 code for a protein of 183 amino acids. The record is from RefSeq and is a predicted model, not a curated record. The transcript has 2 exons.
UGUUCGCAAGAACACUCUGUUUCUGAUUAGGUUCUAAUUGAACUAGAUCCUUUUUCUCAAAGGUCUCGAAAACGUUUUCUCAUCCAAAUUGUGCUUGCUAAUUGCUCUAUAUGUUGUUAUCUGUUCUCUCUUUUUGAUGGAGACUAACCAUAGCAGAUUAUCUUCUCUACCUAUGUUUAGUAUUGAAAAAUACGACAUAUGGAAGUUUCGGCUUGAAAGCUUCCUCACCGCCCAACAUUGCCGAAUGUGGGAAGUCAUCACCAACGGACCAAUCACCAUCACCGAAACCGUCAAAAGGGUUCCUGUUGAUCCACAUCAGGAUCCUUACGAUGAGGUCCAGCCCAAGCAAAAGGCAGACUUCUCCACAGAAGAAAGGAAGCAAGAUGAGCUAGACAACCUCGCCAAAAGCAUCAUCUCCGGCACCGUUCCUGACAAGCAUGUCAUGAAGAUCAUCAAGUGCGGAACUGCAAAGGAGAUGUGGGACAUUCUUGAAAGAAUGUGCGUAGGUUCCGAGGAAAUCAAGGAGAAUAAGCUUUCCAUAGCUUGCCAGAAGUUCGACUCCUUCCUCAUGCUCAAGAAUGAAUCUGUCAAAGAGAUGGAACUCAGAUUCAAUCAAAUCCUGAAUAAAGUUCAAUCCAUCUCUAAAGACAAGUACACUCAACGAGAAAUCAACUUGAAGAUUCACUGAACUGUCAUUCCUAAAUGAACGACGAUAAUUAAGGAAUUUACUCCCACCCCACGAAUUUGACCAAGCACCACCAACACACGUCUGAAACCCUACGACGUUUAAUCUCCAACUUCAGAAUCGGCGGUCCUCUCCAACUACAACAACGACGCUUGGAUUUGGCCGACGGCACUUACUGAAUAUCGGGUAAGUUGUUCUUGCUAGGAUUUAAUGUUUGAUUUGUUCUAUUCAGUCCACAUCAAGAAUUGGGAACCAACCCAUGCCUAAAUCUCUCGCAAAUGUUCCACUGACUUCCAAAUCACUUUCUUUCUCAUGCUCAUCCUAAUUGCAGACAUUCUCCCUCAAGGAAGAGUCUGAUUCCAUGAGCAAGACAAGAUGACUGGUUUAGUGAAAGUUGUCGAGGUGGGAUGGGUGCUCGUUCGAGAAAGGGAAAUGCAAACAGAAUUUGUGGCUUCAGAAUGAGUUGAACAACUAUUCAUAGUGUUGAAGUAGAUAUUCGAUUACUUUUGCUCACUUAUUCAUAACUGAAUAAUAGUUAUUCAGAACUUAUUAUGUGAUAUUCAGUACUGAAUACUCCCUCCGUCCGCC